AUGGAGCCACGGCAAACUCCAAAGAGAAGAAGCCCGGAGAACACAGGAAGGAUCGCCGCACAGUGGGGGACCUCGAGCCGGCCCGACGGAUCCAGUGAUCAGCGGAAGCACCAACCAGAAGCGGCGAGGAUGGCCGAAGAUGGUGACGGUCGCAUGGAUGCGGGAGCUCGCCCACCCACCGCUAUGGCGAGAGCUGCCGUCAAGCUGCCGAAGUAUGAUGGUGCCGGCUCACUGGAGCUCUUCAUCAAGCAGACACGAGUCGCCGCUACUCAUGACGGCUGGAGUGACCAAGACACCUCCGCGCAUUUAGCCCUGGCCUUGGAAAGCAAGGCCCAGCAAGUUCUCCUCGACUUGGCGCCGGGAGAAGAGCGGGUCCUGGCUGCGUUAAUCACCACACUUGAGCAGCGCUUCGGGCGGCGCACCGUAGAGGCUGCUGAGAGAGAAAAGCUGAAUAAUCGCCGCCGCCGUGAAGGAGAGAACUUGGGCUCCUUCGCCGCUGACGUCCAGCUAUACACACGGCAGGGCUUCCCCACCUUCCCCGUAAGCAUGCUGGAGGAACUGGUCCUCCACGCAUUCCUGCAAGGACUCACACCCGAGCGGCUGCGUCAGCAUGUGCAGCUCGCUACCCCACAGACCUUGGAGGAGGCCCUCCGGGAAGCAGAACGAGCUAAGACGAUCCUCUCUACACCACGGGUUGGCGCCAAAUCACCGCCCCGUGUUCGUCUGGCAGACACCGCCGAAGAAGAAGCUGAAACAGCCCUCCAGGCACAGCGCUCCACAUCGCCCCAAACAAUUCGUCGGAAAUGCUGCGAAGAUGACCGCUGUUACCGGUGUGGCAAGCCAGGCCACGUCGCAAGAAACUAUCCGUCGCCCGCCCCAAAAAGUCAGGCUCCGGGAAAUGGGAGAGGAGCGGCACCCUGCACGAAAGGGCUGUAUCUGUCCUGUAAUGUAAACAAUCAACCGUGCCACGCCCUCGUCGACACCGGCUCCACCAUCUCCAUUGUGCGGCCUGGCUUCCUCCCCGACACAGCGGACCGACUCGCCGCCGACUGGGCCCCCACCGACGUCAAGCUGAUGACCAUCUCCGGGGAGAAGAUCGACAUGGCGGGGAAGAAGCAGCUGACUGUCCACACCGGCAACCAAGACAUAAAACACGAAUUCUGGCUCGCUAAUAUCCAGGCCCCCUGCAUCAUCGGUCUGGACCUGCUGAGCCGCUGGAGAGCCAAGAUCGACGUAACCAGAGGCAGCAUCAUCCUGGGGUCCCACAUCCUCCCGCUCCAGCCUGACCGGAAGAAACACUGCCGAGUGGGGCAGACGGACGACUCCGCCCACUCCGAGAAGCAGUCGUCAACUACAUCCGCAGAACCAGCCUCGCCGCCGUCGCAGAGCAGCCCCUCCGUUGAAACCGCCGAGGCGAUUAACAAACUGUGGCAGCGUAGCAGCAUCAGGCUAACUCCGCACCAGCAGCAGCAGCUGAGAGAGCUUCUGGGGCAGUUCCGAGAUAUCUUCGCGGCCAACACCAAAGACUGCCAGCGAACCUCCCUCGUCCAACACCACAUCGAGAUGGGGGAUGCCCCGGCCAUCCGACUACGCCCCCACCGGCUCACGUUCACAAAGCGGCAGGCAGCAGAGGAAGUACUCCAGGAAAUGAUUGACGCUGGGGUAGUGGAGCCCUCUGACAGCCCCUGGGCCAUGCCGGUUGUGCUGGUGAAGAAGAAAGGAGGCAGGUGGUGGUUCUGUGUGGAUUACUGGCAUCUCCACAACGUAACCAAGAAAGACUUCUACCCACUGCCGCGUAUUGAUGGCGCCCUCGACUACAUCUCCGGUUCCAGCUGGUUCAGCUCCCUCAGCCUCCACAGCAGCUUCUGGCAGGUGGAGCUCGCCCUCGAGUCGAGACCAAAAACUGUGUUCACUUUUGGCCAGGGGCUGUGGCAGUUCCGGGUCAUGCCGUUCGGGCUCUGCAACGCUCCGGCAACAUUCGAGGCUGAUGGAGAGGUACACGCUGACAGCUUCAAGAGAGCCCUCGCCAACUUAAAAGAAGUCUUCGAGCGCAUCCGCCGGGCCGGGCUGAAGCUGCACCCAGGGAAGUGCCGCCUGCUGAGCCAGGAAGCGGAGUUCCUGGGGCAUGUCGUCAGCGCUCGGGGUGUGGCCACCAACCCCAGCAAGGUGGGGGCAGGCUGGGACUGGCCGCGGCCGACCAACGUCAGUGAACUCCGAAGCUUCCUGGGACUGGCCUCGUACUACUGCCGCUUCAUGAAAAACUUCGCCACCAUCAUCAGCCCACUCCACCGGCUGACCGACAAGGGCCGGCCGUUCCAGUGGGACGACAGCUGCACCGCCGCCUUCUACUCCGUCCAAGCUGCGCUGACUGAGGCUCCAGUCCUGGCGUAUCCAUCUCCAAACGAGCCGUUCAUCAUGGAUACUGACGCCAGCAAUGUCGGUGUGGGAGCGGUGCUGUCCCAAGGAGAAGGAGAGGCCAAGAAGGUCGUGGCCUACUUCAGCAGAGUGCUGAGCUGGUCCAAGCGGAACUACUGCGUCAUGCGAAGAGAGCUGCUGGCAGUGGUGCUGGCUCUGCGGCAGUUCUGGCCGUAUCUCCUGGGCCGGCGGUUUCUCCUCUGCACCGAUCACGCUUCGCUGACAUGGCUGCUGAGCUUCAAGAACCCAGAGGGCCAGGUGGCUCGCUGGAUUGAAAUUCUCCAGGAGUUUGACUUUGAGAUCCGGCACCGGGCGGGGUCAGCUGAGUGCCAUUACUGUCAGCCGCAGGAGGAGCGGGGACCCAAAGUCCAGAGUGCGGACGUGGUGAGUAUCACCCACGGUCUAUCACUCUGCGCUGCUGAGUUACAGGCGUCCCAGGUGGCGGAUGAAACGCUGAAAUUCCUCCAGAGAUGGCUGGAGGCGGGCCAGCGGCCUGAGCGGGCCGAGGUGGCUGGCUGUGCGCUUGAGGUGAAGGCGUACUACUCACAUCUCAGCUCAAAGUCAACUCCAGAUGUUUCUCUGUUCCAGCUGCUGGAGGACAACAUGCUGACAUUCAUGAAGGGGGAGCUGAAGAAGAUGAAGAAGCUCCUGAGUCCAGAUUACCCAGCAUGCUCAUGGAGUGUGCGGGAGGAUGAGGAUGAAGAGCAGAGGGGCAGCAGAGAAUCAUUUCUGAUGUUCUCACUGGACUUCCUGAGGAGGAUGAAGCAGGAGGAGCUGGCUCAGCGUCUGAGGAGCAGAAUUUCUGCUGGAGUCUGCCAACAGAAACUGAAAUGUGGCCUGAAGAAGAGGUUCAAGUGUGUGUUUGAGGGGGUCUCUGAAGGAGGACAGUCCACUGAGCAGAACCAGAUCUACUCAGAGCUCCACAUCACAGUGGGAGGGACUGCAGAAGUCAGUGAGGAACAUGAGGUCAGACAGGUUGAAACAGCAUCCAGGAAACCAAACACAGAAGAAAGAAGCAUCAGACCAGGAGACAUCUUUAAAGACUCAUCUGGAAGAUCUCAACCAAUCAGAACAGUGCUGACAAAGGGAGUGGCUGGCAUUGGGAAAACAGUCCUGACACAGAAGUUCACUCUGGACUGGGCUGAAGACAAAGACAACCAGGACAUCCACUUCAUAUUUCCAUUCACCUUCAGAGAGCUGAAUGUAGUGAAGGAGGACAAGUUCAGCUUGGUGGGACUUGUUCAUCACUUCUUCAAAGAAACCAAAGAAGCAGGAAUCUACAGCUUUGAAGAAUUCCAGGUGAUCUUCAUCUUUGAUGGUCUGGAUGAGUGUCGAUUCCCUCUGAACUUCCACCAGACUGAGACCCUGACUGAUGUUACAGAGCCCACCUCAGUGGAUGUUCUGCUGAUAAACCUCAUCAGGGGGAAACUGCUUCCCUCUGCUCACAUCUGGAUCACCACACGACGUGCAGCAGCCAAUCAGAUUCCUGCUGACUGUGUGGACAGGGUGACAGAGGUCCGAGGGUUUAACGACCCCCAGAAGGAGGAGUACUUCAGGAGGAGGUUCAGAGAGGAGGAGCAAGCCAGCAGGAUCGUCUCCCACAUCAAGAAAUCACGAAGCCUCGACAUCAUGUGCCACAUCCCGGUCUUCUGCUGGAUCACUGCUGAAGUUCUGGAGGAGGAGUUGAAGAGCAGAGAGGGAGGAGAGCUGCCCAAGACCCUGACUGAGGUGUUCAUCCACCACCUGGUGGUCCAGGUCAAAAUGAACAAGGUCAGGUUUGAUGGAGGAGCUGCUACAGAUCCACACUGGAGUCCAGAGAGCAGAAAGGUAAUGGAGGCUCUGGGAAAACUGGCUUUUGAUCAGCUGCAGAAAGGAAACCCAAUCUUCUAUAAAUCUGACUUGAAAGAGUGUGGCAUCGACCUCAAAGCAGCCUCAGUGUACUCAGGAAUGUUCCCACAGAUCUUUAAAGAGGAAAAAUUCCUGAACAAGGACAAAUUGUUCUGCUUCACCCAUUCGGGCCUUCAGGAGUUUCUGGCUGCUCUUCAUGUCCAUCAGACCUUCAUCAAGUCUGGGAUUGACCUACUGCAAGAGCAACAACAACAACCCUCCAGGGGGUCAAAAGCAAUGAAGAAGAGGCCAAAUAUUCACUUUCUCCAUCAGAGCGCUGUGAAUGAGGCCUUGAAGAGUCCAAAUGGACACCUGGACUUGUUCCUCCGCUUCCUCCUGGGUCUUUCACUGCAGACCAAUCAGAGUCUCCUUCAAGGUCUCCUGACAAAGACACGAAGUAACUCAGAGGCCAGGCAGGACACAUUAUGGUACAUCAAGGGGAAGCUGUUUGAGAGUGCAUCUGUAGAAAGAAGCAUCAAUCUGUUCCACUGUCUGAAUGAACUGAAUGACGUUUCUGUGAUGGAGGAGAUUGAAGCGCACCUGAGAUCAGCAAAUCUCACCACAUAUCCGCUGUCUCCUGCUCUGUGGUCAGCUCUGGUCUACAUCUUACUGUCAUCUGAAGAAGAUCUGAAGGAGUUUGACCCCAAGAAAUAUUCUGCUUCAGAGGAGGCUCUUCUGAAGCUGCUGCCAGUGGUCAAAGCCUCCAACAAAGCUCUGUUGAGGAACUGUGGUCUGUCAGAGAGAAGCUGUGGAGCUCUGUCUUCAGUUCUCAGCUCUCAGUCCUCCAGUCUGACACAUCUGGACCUGAGUAACAACGACCUGAAGAAUUCAGGAGUGAAGUUUCUAUCUUGCGGACUGGAGAGUCCUCAUUGUAAACUGGAAGCUCUCAGUCUGUCAGGGUGUCUGGUCUCAGAGGAAGGCUGUGCUUCUCUGGUCUCAGCUGUGAGAUCCAAGUCCUCCCAUCUGACAGAGCUGGACCUGAGCUACAACCAUCCAGGAGACUCAGGAGUCAAACUACUGUCUGCUGCUGUGGAGGAUCCACACUGCAAACUGAAGACUCUCAGGGUGGACCAUGGUGGACAGCAGAGGCUCAAACCUGGUCUGAGGAAGUAUUUCACCCAACUUGACCUGGAUGAAAACUCCAUGAGCAGAAAGCUCAAACUGUCCAACAACAACAGGAAGGUGACACAUGUGGAGGAAGAGCAGCCGUAUCCCGAUCAUUCAGACAGAUUUGGAGGCCACUGGACUCCUCAGCUGCUGUGUGGAAAUGAUCUGAGUGGUCGAUGCUACUGGGAGGUCGAGUGGAGCGGAGAUGUUGAUAUAUCAGUGAGCUACAGAGGAAUCAGGAGGAAAGGGGAGAGUUCUGAAUGUGUGUUUGGAUGGAAUAAUCAGUCCUGGAGUCUGAGGAGCUAUGAUAGCAAUUACUGUGUCUGGCACAACAACAUCGUAACAUACAUCUCCAGCGCUUCCUCCUCUGGUAGAGUAGCAGUGUAUGUGGACUGUCCUGCUGGCUCUCUGUCCUUCUUCAGAGUCUCCUCUGACUCUCUGAUCCACCUCUACACCUUCAACACCACAUUGACUCAACCUCUAUAUGCUGGAUUUGGAUUCUGGUCCCCUGGUUCUUCAGUGAGUCUGUGUCCUCUGUAGGAAGGACGUCUCUGUCUCUGACAGCAAGGAGGAGCAGG
Molecule: messenger RNA, 5987 nt
Organism: Salarias fasciatus (jewelled blenny)
Lineage: Eukaryota; Metazoa; Chordata; Actinopteri; Blenniiformes; Blenniidae
Exons: 12
Coding region: 1-5949 (1982 amino acids)
Biological process (GO): proteolysis
Molecular function (GO): aspartic-type endopeptidase activity; protein binding; nucleic acid binding
Source: RefSeq, a predicted model, not a curated record